AUGCUGACGCCACGGUUCGCUCCCCAGUGGACAACGCGCGACACUGCUGCACGUCUUGCUGUGCGUCGCCACCUGCCUACCUCUGAGCGUGCGCACUUUAGUAAGGGUGUUCUCCCUCCCCCCUCUUGCCCUCUGUUGCUUCUGCUGCUGCGGCCGACCUCGUUGGUUUUGAGUCGGUCGGUGCUGCGUCUGCCCCUUCGGGGUAAGCGCCGCACAGGCAAGGGCAAGGGGGGCAAGGGAGCUGGAGGAGCUGGUGGGGGCGGUGGAGGCGGCAGUGGAGGCGGCGGAGGCGGCGGAGGUGGCGGUGGAGCUGGUCGCGGGUCUACGCAAAGGAGUGGCUCUGGUGGUGGUCCGCGCCAGCAGCAGCAGCGUGGUCGUGAGACCCUGUCCCCUCAGCAGCUCCCGCUGCUUUUGGCCGCCUGA
Molecule: messenger RNA, 423 nt
Organism: Closterium sp. NIES-65
Lineage: Eukaryota; Viridiplantae; Streptophyta; Zygnematophyceae; Desmidiales; Closteriaceae
Source: the annotation of a GenBank genome assembly